AUGGAGUUAAUCACUGAAACACCACAAUUAUCAAAAACAGCUUAUUCAUGGAAAAUAGAAGGAUUUAGCUUAUACCAGAAAAAUCUUGGAGAGUACCUUGAAUCGCAGAAAUUUGAAGUACCUGAUUUGGGCACAAGCCAGUGUAGUUUUCGCAUUUAUCCUUUCGGAAUUUCUGAUACAGAAAGUAAUUAUAUUUCUAUUUUUGCCGAGUGGAAUAUUUAUCAUGAGAAUUUUAUACCUAAAUUUUCAGUGUGGGGUCUAGGCCCCAAUCAAUGGUUCAUGCGCGUUUAUCCAUUUGGAUACACAUCCCCAAAUGAAGGUUUAUCUAUGUUUCUUGAAUGGAGUGUUUUUGAUAAAGCUGACAUACCAGUUACUUGUACAUUUAGUAUUUAUGAGGAAAACGAGGAUCUUUUGGGAAAACGAGAAAUAGUGGUACGUGAUGAAAUUCAACAUUUAAAAUCUGAAUGUAUUUGUAAAUUUGUUGUUAGUUCCGACACAAUGAUCACUCUUAGACAGGGUGAUCUGUUUGUUCGUUGUAAUAUUGAAUGGAGUGCAAAAAUUCACAAUGAACUGAAUACAUUUUGUAACACAUCAUGUCAAUUAUCAAACGAUUUUAGUAAAUUAUUGGAGGAAGGUACAUUUAGUGACAUUGUUCUGGUGUCAAACGAUGGCACUGAAUUUCCAAGUCACAGAAACGUGCUUGGAUCACGGUCUUCUGUUUUUGCAGCAAUGUUGAAGCACGAUAUGAAAGAAAAUCAAGAGCGAAAAAUAAAAAUUGAGGACUUCAAUAAUUAUACUGUUAAAUCUAUGUUGCAUUACAUUUAUACUAAUGAAUUCAAAACAGGUGAAUGCGAUGUUACCAAACUAUUACUUGUUGCCGAUAAAUAUGCCAUCGAAGGUUUAAAACAAUUAAGUGAAAUAAGUCUAAGUAAUAGCAUUACGACUGAAAACGUUGUAGAUCGUUUUUUGUUUGCUGAUUUCUACAGAGCUGAAACUUUAAAAUCGAGAUCAGUUUAUUUUAUCAUAAAACACUUAAAAGAAGUAUUUGAUACAGUCAGUUUUGUAAACGUAACACUUUUAAGACCUCAAUUUUUAAAAGAAAUAAUGAAAUUCAUGAUAUACAAGACGAAUUCAACAGAAAUUUUGAAACAAAUAGAUUUCCAACUGACUUCUAACUUUGUAACUCCUAGUAUAAGUCUUAUCAAUACCACAAGAUCUAGUGACGACAUUGCAUCUAACUCUGAUGGAUGUAGCCGUAAUCGUGGUCGUAGUGGUACUCGUAGUCUCAGCCGCAGUCGCAGCCGUAGCUCUAGUAGGAGUACCAUUAAUAGUACGUAA
Molecule: messenger RNA, 1338 nt
Organism: Copidosoma floridanum
Lineage: Eukaryota; Metazoa; Arthropoda; Insecta; Hymenoptera; Encyrtidae
Product: speckle-type POZ protein-like
Biological process (GO): protein ubiquitination
Molecular function (GO): protein binding
Source: RefSeq, a predicted model, not a curated record